AUGAAACAACGAUUUUCCUCUCUGGAUGUCAAGGUCAUCGCCCACGAGCUCUCGGCCAGCCUCGUUUCGUUGCGCGUAUCCAACAUCUACGACCUCUCCUCCAAGAUCCUCCUCUUCAAGUUCGCCAAGCCCGACAACAAGAAGCAGCUGCUGAUCGACUCCGGCUUCCGCUGCCAUCUGACCGACUUUGCUCGAACCACUGCUGCCGCCCCUUCCGUCUUCGUCCAGAAGCUGCGCAAGGUCCUGAAGACGAGGCGCUUGACUGCCGUGUCGCAGAUCGGGACCGACCGUAUCAUCGAGUUCCAGUUCAGCGAUGGCCAGUACAGACUAUAUCUCGAGUUCUUCGCCAGCGGCAACGUCAUCUUGACCGACAAUGAGCUCAAGAUUCUGACUCUGCUCCGCAAUGUGCCCGAGGGAGAGGGCCAGGAGCCGCAACGGCCCGGCUUGACUUAUUCUCUGGAGAACAGGCAGAACUAUGGCGGAGUACCAGACCUCACAAAGGAGAGGGUGCGCGCUGCGCUGAAGACUGUUGUUGAGAGAAGUGCGUCCGCCGCAGCCGCCGGCAAGAAGAUCAAGAAGAAGCCGGGCGACGAGCUGAGAAAGGGACUGGCAACCACCAUCACCGAGCUACCCCCGAUACUCGUCGACCACGCCAUGAAGACCACCGGAUUCGACUCCACGUCACAGCCCGCAGCCGUGCUAGAGAAUGAGGACUCGCUCGAUCACCUGUUGCGCGCUCUUGAGGAGGCACGCAAGAUUGUUGGAGACGCCACUAGCUCAGAAACAUGCAGAGGUUACAUUUUCGCCAAGAAGAGGCCCAACGCCUCUGGCGAGAACGCAGAGAAAGAGGAAGGCCAGGGCCAGCAUCGCGGAGUGUUGUACGAGGAUUUCCACCCCUUCGUACCUCUGCAAUUCAAGGAAGAUAAGGACUACUCCAUCCUGGACUUUGACAAUUACAACAAGAUGGUGGACGAGUUCUUCUCCUCGAUUGAGGGGCAGAAGCUGGAGUCGAAGCUGUCGGAGAGGGAAGCAGCCGCAAAACGGAAACUCGAGGCUGCCAAGGCAGACCAAGCCAAGAGGAUAGAAGGCUUGCAAGAAACCCAGCUCCUGAACAUGAGGAAGGCAGGUGCCAUAGAAGCAAAUGUCGAGCGAGUUGAGGAGGCUAUGGAUGCGGUCAACGGCCUGUUGGCCCAGGGCAUGGAUUGGGUCGACAUCAGCAAGCUCAUCGACAGGGAGCGUCGGCGCAACAACCCCGUCGCUGCCAUCAUUGCAUCACCUAUGAAGCUGUCAGAGAACACCAUCACCCUUCUCUUGGGAGAGGCCGAGGCUGAUGAGGAUGAGGACGAAGCCUACGAAACCGACGAGUCCGAGUCUGAUGACGACGCAGCAGAGUCGGUGCUUUCGAAACAAAACACGACUGACAAGAGAUUGAAAGUUGACAUAGACCUCGGGAUCUCGCCAUGGGCCAACGCGAGGCAAUAUUACGGAGAGAGGAAAACGGCUGCAGUCAAGGAGCAGAAGACGGCAGCACAGGCUGAGGUCGCCUUGAAAAGCGCCGCUGAGAAGAUAGCAGUCGAGCUCAAGAAAGGACUAAAACAGGAGAAGCCACUUCUACAACCCGUCAGGAGGCAGAUGUGGUUCGAGAAGUUUGUCUGGUUCAUCUCGUCAGACGGAUACCUCGUACUCGGUGGCAAGGAUGCUUCGCAGAACGAAAUACUCUACCGGCGAUACCUGAAAAAGGGCGACAUCUACGUACACGCCGAUCUUCAUGGGGCACCCAGUGUCAUCAUCAAGAACAACCCUCAAACACCAGAUGCGCCGAUUCCACCGUCCACGUUGUCACAAGCAGGUCAUCUGUCUGUAUGCGCAUCGUCCGCCUGGGACUCAAAAGCUGGCAUGUCCGCGUACUGGGUAGAUGCAGAUCAAGUGUCCAAAUCAGCACCGACCGGAGAGUUCCUGCCGACAGGAAGUUUCAUGAUCCGCGGCAAGAAGAAUUUCCUUCCCCCAGCGCAGCUCAUCCUCGGAUUUGGUAUCAUGUUCAAGAUCAGCGAAGAGAGCAAAGCCAAGCACGUGAAGCACAGACUGAAUCUGGAGUCAGGAGAACCUGCACCACUGUCAGCCGGCGAAUUGGGAGAGGCCACUGAGCGUGCUCAUGAGGACGAUGGUAGCGAUGCUGGCCACGAUUCUGACGGGGAAGAAGACAUUGCUGAUGAGCAAGAUAAGGACCAUCAACGGAGGGCAAAUCCAUUGCAAUCGGCGUCACAAGACGACCAAGACUUGGAUGGUAAGGAGGAGGAGGAAGAAGAAGAAGCAGCUGCUGCAGCAACAGAGAAAGUUGGCAAGCUUUCCGUGGACGACUCCGCUCCAGCUGACACCACUUCGACAAACGAAUCCGGCAAUGGCAACGACGAUGCAGGCCCGGAAGAUUCCGACGAAGAAGAUGACGAAGAAGCUGCGGCCGGUAAGGCGAAAGCCGAUGCAUCGUCUUCCUCGGCUGCAGCUUCUGGAAAAUCCACUCCCCAGCCCCAAGGCCAGAAGAAACAACAGCCAAAGCGUGGUCAGAGGGGCAAGGCAAAGAAGAUAGCUGCCAAAUACCGUGACCAGGAUGACGAUGACCGAGCUGCUAUCGAAGCCUUAAUCGGUGCAACUGCAGGCCAGAAGAAGGCGGAAGCAGAAGCGAAGGCGAAAGCUGAGCGUGAAGCUGCCCAGGCAGCUGCGAAGGAACGACGCAAAGCCCAGCACCAGAAGCAGCAACGUGAAACAGCCGAGCACGAAGAAGUUCGCAAGAUGAUGCUCGAGGAAGGUGUCGACAUGCUCGAUGCCGACGAAGCUGAGAAAACGACGCCGUUGGAUAGCCUGGUCGGCACGCCAAUGGUUGGGGACGAGAUAUUGGAGGCCAUCGUGGUUUGCGGGCCUUACAGUGCCAUAGGCAAACUGAAGUACAAAGUGAAGUUGCAGCCAGGCUCCCAAAAGAAGGGCAAGGCGGUCAAGGAGAUUUUGGAGGCGUGGAAGUACGCCUCGACGAAAAAGGGGGUCAUGGACGAGCAGAGCCAGCAGAAGGACCGAAUGUGGCCGCGAGAGGUGGAGCUGAUCAAGGCACUGAAGCCCGAGGAGAUCAACAACGUAGUCCCCGUCAAGCAGCUGAGGGUCAUGAUGGGAGGUGGUGCUGCGGGUGGCAGCGGUGGAGGGAACAAGACCAAAGGAAAGGGGGGCGGUGGCAGGGGCAAGAAGAAGUAG
Messenger RNA from Neoarthrinium moseri, 3237 nucleotides. RefSeq lists its product as uncharacterized. The record is from RefSeq and is a predicted model, not a curated record. The transcript has 2 exons. NCBI's taxonomy places the organism in Eukaryota, Fungi, Ascomycota, Sordariomycetes, Amphisphaeriales, Apiosporaceae. Gene Ontology annotation, cellular component: RQC complex. Bases 1 to 3237 code for a protein of 1078 amino acids. Gene Ontology annotation, molecular function: ribosomal large subunit binding; tRNA binding. Gene Ontology annotation, biological process: rescue of stalled cytosolic ribosome; ribosome-associated ubiquitin-dependent protein catabolic process.